GAAGGAUCAAGGAGAGGAGGAGGAGGAGGAGGAGCCCAUGAAGCCAGUCGGUCUGUGCUCGAGAAAUCUUUCUCCGUGGACUCUUCCAGUGCUUAAAUGCUUCUGAGCAUCUGGAUCCAGACAUCCCAGAGCGUGUCAUCCCGGAUUCCCUGGACGGGCUCUCAGGCUGCCCACAAUGCAUCAACCCCACCCCACCCCAUCACCCCCCAGGAUUUGUGGCCGUUAGUGGGGGAGAUGCUUGAAGUUGACCUUAUCUGGACGCCUGACUCAUCUCCAGGGAGACCUGCACUUGACAUCUUGGUGACUGCGCGUGUGGGCAGUGAACUUCCCCGAGGGCUUCGGCUUAGCAGUGACUCAUCUCACCUCGGGAGAGCCAUGAUCCAAAACACACUCCAAUGGCCUUAAAAAUAAAAGCGCACAUUGAUGACCUUAUUUACAGCUCGAGGAGGGUGUGUGGGACUUGUGACUGCUGGACUCACUGGAAAUCUUCAGCAUGACAACAAACAUGCCAAAGCUGUGUUCAUCAGCAACCUUUCCAUUGGCAUGAUUGAGGCCUAACAAAAUGGACUCUCAAGGUUCACGUCUUCAGGAUGACCCCGAUGUCAGGGUGAUGAUGACAGGGUCUACUUUGAGGAAGGUCAAGUCCCGUAUGUGGAAGAAGCCAAGGCAUUUCCGACUCCUGGAGGACGGUCUGAGUAUCUGGUACAAGUCCAGAUGGCUGGGAAAAGGUCACUCCACUUUCUCAGUGAGUGAGGUGGAGGCGGUGCGCGAGGGCCACCACUCCGAGGUCUUGCAGAGCAUCACGGACGAGUUCUCGGCUGACCUCUGUUUCACCUUGGUAUUUCACGGUCGCCAAGGCAACCUGGACCUCGUGGCCGAGUCCCCAGAUGAGGCCCGAGCCUGGAUCCGGGGAUUGCGCAAGCUCAUUCACAGGGCUAGAACCAUGGAUGAGAAGCAAAGACUGGAUCAGUGGGUCCAAGACUGGUUUCACAAGGCCGACAAAAACAACGACGGGAAGAUGAACUUCAAAGAAGUUCGGAAGCUGUUGAAGAUGAUGAAUGUGGACAUGAAUGAGGAACAUGCUCUCCAUCUCUUCACGAUGGCUGACCGAUCACAGAGCGGCUCUCUGGAACUCGAGCAGUUUGUCCUCUUCUACAAGAUGUUAACCCAGAGGGAUGAAGUGUGGCGGGUAUUCCAGGACUACUCCGGAGACGGCGAGACGUUAAUGCUGGAGGAGCUGGAGAACUUCCUGAACGUAGAGCAGCAGGAGGGAGAAGGCAGCGCUCAACAUGCCAGACAGCUGAUGGAGCACUACGACCCAUCGGGAACAGCCAAGAAGCAAGGCACCAUGUCCCUAGACAGCUUCCAGAUCUACCUGUGCUCUCCAGAGGGCUCCAUAUUCAAACCUGACUGUCUGGGUCUCUACCAGGACAUGAGCCAGCCGCUGAGCCACUACUUCAUCUCCUCCUCACACAACACCUACCUGAUGGAGGACCAGCUGCGAGGCCAGAGCAGCCUGGAGGCCUACAUCCAGGCCCUUAAGAGAGGCUGUCGCUGCGUGGAGGUGGAUUGCUGGGAUGGCAGUGACGGGGAGCCGGUGGUGUAUCACGGCCACACACUCACCUCCAAGAUCCUCUUCAAGGACAUCAUUGCAACACUGAAAGAAUAUGCCUUCACGACAUCCGACUUCCCGGUCAUCUUGUCCCUUGAGAAUCAUUGCAGUGUGGAGCAGCAGACAGUCAUGGCUCGUCACCUGAACAAGAUUUUGGGUGACACAUUGCUAAGGAACAUUUUAGACGGGCACACUAACCCUCAGUGUCUCCCUUCUCCACAGGAGCUCAAAGGAAAGGUUUUGCUGAAAGCCAAGAAAAUUGACGAUGCAGAGGGGUCCCUGGACAGAAUGCUUACAGAUGACAUUAGCGACGACGACGGGCUGACCAACGGUGAAGCUGUAGAAGAAGAGUCCAAACUCUCACGGGAGCUAUCCGAUCUGGUGGUUUACUGCAAGAGUGUCCACUUCCGUGGUUUUAAAGGCACCCCUUUACACACCAAAUGCAACGAGAUGUCCUCAUUUUCCGAGUCCAAGGCCAAGAGGCUCGCGAAGGAAGCAGGAGCAGACUUUGUGCGGCAUAAUGUAAAACAGCUCAGCAGGAUUUACCCUAGUGGCCUUAGGACUGACUCCUCAAACUAUAACCCCCAGGAAUUGUGGAAUGUGGGAUGCCAGAUAGUGGCUCUGAACUUCCAGACAGCGGGUCUGGAGAUGGACCUGAAUGACGGGCUCUUCGGACAGAACGGACGCUGCGGUUACGUGCUCAAACCGAGCUUCAUGAGAGACAAACACACAACAUUCAACCUGGAGGAACCCCAAGAGCAGCCGGGCUACAAACCUCUGCGCUUAUCCAUCCAGGUGAUAAGUGGGCAGCAGCUACCAAAGGUGAACCAGAAAGAAGGCUCCAUUGUAGACCCCUUGGUCAGGGUGGAGGUAUACGGCGUACCGCAGGACCAGACCAAGGAGGAGACCAGUCACAUACACAACAACGGAUUUAACCCUGUGUGGAAUCAGACUUUGAAUUUUGUCAUUCACACUCCCGAUCUGGCUAUGGUUCGCUUUGUGGUGGAAGAUUACGACAAGACAUCCAAAAAUGACUUCAUCGGACAGUACACGCUGCCGUUUACGUGCAUCCAAACAGGUGAGCAGAUAUCGUCACAUUCAUCUGCUCUCAAGAGACGGGACGGCCAUCCCGCCAGCGUCACUGUUUGUUUUUAUCAGUAUCUCGAAACGCACAUGAACUGCUUAACCCUCCUGUUUAAUUUUGGUUCUCAUUAACAUCAAUCCUCUUCCUGCGUCAAUUUGACCCGGGGGCUUGCUUAAUUACAGAAAGUGGCUGAAACAAACAAAAAAAAAAACAAUAAACACUGUUCACAUGUCAUGAUUACUGGUACUUAUAUUAGUAACCUUUCAAAUCAACACUGCAGUUUCUUUCACAGGUGAUAAUUAAAGGGGCAUAAUUCAUGUUUUGCAUUGUAAAAAUGCCUUUUAAAACCACAUUUUUUGUUUUUACAAAUAUGUGAAAUGAACUAUGUAUUGGAUGUUGAUAGGUGCAUCUUAAUAAAUUGGAAUACUGUGGAAAAGUACAGUAUGUAGUUUCAAUUCAAAACGUGAAACUCAUAGAUUCAUUAAACACAUGAAAAUGAUGGCCAAUUCCUACGUAAUUUCUAUAUUAAAAGUCAUUUAGAUUAUGUUUGUGAAUUUUGCGUUUCCAUUAGCUGUAAACUAUAAUCUUCAAAAUAAUAAUAAUAAAAAAAUUGAAAUAUUUAACUUAGUAGUGAAUCUACUGUAUCAUGAGUUUUACAUUAGGAAUUGAACAACUGAAACAAAUUAAGUUUUCCACCAUAGUCUAAUUUAUUACGCCAAGUAGAUGUUUAAUGCCCCCAAACUACCUAGCGCAGCAUAACAGGAGAUUUAAGUAAGUCUGGUUUGACAUUACAAUUGCAGUGUAUCAAUGAAGAAUAAAAAAAAAUAAAUAAAUAAAAAAAAAAGCAUGUUUGGGAUGUCAUAAGGGGCAUUUUCCAAAAUAUUGCCCAAGGGAUUUGACGUUUGAUAUAAACAUGGACAACAUUUGGAACUGAGUAAUGGUUCUAUCGUAGGAAAAUUUCCGAGUAGAAUCUGUGCAAUACUACAAUGUUUUAUAUGACAAUCAGUAUUGGCCUUGCUUGAGUAUAUACAAAGGUAACAAAAAGAGUGACAAGCAUCCUUAUUAUCCAGCCUUGUUAUUCCUAAACUGUAACACGCCAGCUUGAAUGAGUUGGAUUUAUUCACUUACUCCAUGUAUACAAGGCUUGUUGUGUACAAUUUUGGUAUAUGCAAAUGUUAUUGCAUGCAUAAAGAAAUGAAUGCCAAUUCAGUUUUAUGGCAAUGUUCUGCUCAUUUAUUCACUGUAAAAAAUAUACAUAAUUUUCAAUGACAAUUGACUUUUUUUUUUGGUUAUGUUGCGGGUCAAACUGACCUGUAUUACAAUUUUAAAAAUGCAAAAAAAUAAAAAUAAUGAUUCUG
Messenger RNA from Phyllopteryx taeniolatus (common seadragon), 4054 nucleotides. RefSeq names its product 1-phosphatidylinositol 4,5-bisphosphate phosphodiesterase delta-4-like. The record is from RefSeq and is a predicted model, not a curated record. The transcript has 17 exons. Gene Ontology annotation, biological process: lipid metabolic process; intracellular signal transduction. Bases 563 to 2827 code for a protein of 754 amino acids. Gene Ontology annotation, molecular function: phosphatidylinositol-4,5-bisphosphate phospholipase C activity; calcium ion binding. Lineage: Eukaryota; Metazoa; Chordata; Actinopteri; Syngnathiformes; Syngnathidae.